AUGAAGUUCGCCACCGUCAUUGCUACGCUCGCAUCGGGAGCCGCUGCUAUCGAAUGGCUUCCUGUCGUACCUCUCCAUGCACGUCAGGUGACUAGCGGCCCCAAGUACGAAUGCCAUGAGGACUGCGGUUACGCAAUCCUUGACGCCAAAACAGAGGGCUACUGCACCAAUCAGACCUGGACUGAUCUUUUCGAGGGAUGUCUUGAGUGUGCGCUGGAGUUCAACAUCUGGCAGUACUACAGCAACGGUGUUACUGCGGCGGCCAAGAAGUGCAACCUCGACGCUACCCCCGUAGCCGCGGCCAACGCCACAAGCAAUGCGACCACCGCGACAGGUGCAAAUCCUACGGGAACAGGGUCGUCUACGUCUAGCAGCACGGCAACAUCCACCGAGGAAGCCAACAGCGCUAGUCUGAACAAGCCCGCAGCUUUCGUGUUUGGCAUGGCAGUUUUGGCUGCUUCUCAGCUCCUAUAG
Messenger RNA from Colletotrichum truncatum, 474 nucleotides. RefSeq lists its product as uncharacterized. The record is from RefSeq and is a predicted model, not a curated record. Lineage: Eukaryota; Fungi; Ascomycota; Sordariomycetes; Glomerellales; Glomerellaceae.